Durio zibethinus is the source of this 3082-nucleotide messenger RNA. RefSeq names its product regulator of nonsense transcript protein. NCBI's taxonomy places the organism in Eukaryota, Viridiplantae, Streptophyta, Magnoliopsida, Malvales, Malvaceae. Gene Ontology annotation, biological process: regulation of auxin polar transport; gravitropism. The record is from RefSeq and is a predicted model, not a curated record.
UCUCUACUCACUUCUGUUACAGAUCCUUCUAGCAACCAGUGGCUCAUUACUAGUAGUCAUGAUGCGAAGAUCCUGGAUGAUUUGCUCUUUAACAAUCCUAUCUCACCCUUUAAGUCCCAUUCCCCCACUUCGUCUAAAUCUAUCUCUAUAUGGUCCUCCUAUGAAAACCAAAAGAAUUUGACAUCAAGCUCUUCAAAGCGCGACCAAAAUGAAGUUACUAGGAUGGAUGCAGCAUAAGUUGCGGCAUAGCAAUAUUGAACCUUUCAAGGAUUUCACAAUUGGGAACUACUGUACCUGUCUCUCAGCUCAGUCAUCUCUCAAUGAUCAAGAAUCCCAUCAAAAAUCAACCUCUGGCUAUGGAUACGGAUAUGGAUCCAGAUAUUCGACCCAGUCCCAACAGGAAAGUGAAAACUCCUUCACAGAAUUUGAAGUCAAGGGAGUAGAAGACAAUUUUGGAGAUGAAACAUCUACUGUCAUCUCGGGGAUGUUCAACGGCUUUCUCACCAUUGGAACUCUGGGUUCCGAACAGUUUAUCAGCGAGCCUGUAACGCCAACAUUCACCAUGUCUUUGGAGAAUAUAACUGAGGAAAAAACAGAGGUGACGGAAAAUGAUUUGAAGCUCAUCAACGAUGAACUGGAGAAGUUCCUUGAGGCCGAAGGUGAAGAACACGAGUCCAAUGAAUCAUCACGAAGGAAUAGUCAGGUUAGCUCGAUUACACUUAGCGGUAAGCCAAUGCAGGAAGCCAAUGGCCAAGAAUAUGGGAAGACAAUCGUAUGUCCACUCCAAGGAUAUCUGUUUGGGUCUUCCAUUGAACUUCCAGAAACAAGAUUUGAGGUGAAGAAGGAAAAGGCAUCACUUGCAGAACUGUUCUACAGGACAAAAAUUGCAGAAGAGAAUCCUAUGGAAAAAUGUGGGAAAGAGGAGAUGCAGACCAAGCAAACCAAUAAACCUGUCAAACAUCUCAUCAAGAAGAUUCUGAAAAAGCUGCAUGCUUCUUCAGGGAGUUCUACUUCUACCUCUUCUCCUAAAGAAAUUAAUUCUGUUUCAACUAAGAAAAAACUCCAAAAGGUCAUAAAACUGUUCCACAGAAAAGUCCACCCUGAAAGCUCUGUAGCUGAAAGAGAGUCUAAAAAUUUGCAAAGGAAUAAGAUGAAUAAUGCUCCUUACAAUGAUGGACAUGGUGAUGACUAUACUGAUGGAGAGCUGAUGCACCAAGACAAAGACAACAGGUGGUUUCUUCAGAUAUCAAGGUCAAAGGCGGGAAAAGAAAAUUACAAGACCAUCUCAAAACUGCCUCAAUACGGGCUUACUGGCUGUACUGCUGCAAGUGAAAAUGGGGAGCACUGGAUCAAAACAGAUGCAGACUACUUGGUGUUGGAGCUGUAGUGAAGAAACUGCAACAAAUGCUUAUUAAUAGAUUUCAUCCUUCAAAGUAAGUAUGCCAAUCUUAUGGCUUUAUAAUAUGAACUGGUUUGUAAUGUGUUUGAGAGUGAGUGGUGAUGAACUCAAUAGAAGAAGAAGACUAUUAGGAGGAAUCCAUCUUAUCCUCCAGUGUGUGAUAAUAAAGUUGUGCACUUAGUUUCUUGUAGUCUUCCUACUCUGACGAUUUGUUUAUGAUCGCUUUUAAGUCUGGUUCGAAUUCUUGAGACUAUUCUGCUCCAGAAGCAAAGCACUUCAAAAGUCCAUAAUUGAGCUUCAACAAUACCUGAAUUCACUCUGGAGACUUGAGAAAGGGAGACAAGGAUUAUCAACCUCAAAGAAAGAAAUGUCAUUAAAGCAGGCAAUGUCAUAAAUUAAGCCAGUAGCCUCUCUUCCCUCAAAACCCCACCCAUUUCCAUCCUCCAGGAUCAAUCAACUAAACCUUGUAGCUCUCUAAAAGAUAAACCAAAAGAAUCUAUAAGCUGAAACUAUUAGCAUAUGCAAUCAAAGGAGAAUUAGAAACUACGAACUUCAAUCUAUUGGCUCUUGGAUCUCAUCAAUGAGAUCACAAAAAGGUUUAGAUACAACAUAGAUCAGUUCGGUUUGGCUGCGUCAUAGAAACCAUUGCACUACCCAUCAAGCCCAAAGCCCAUAUUUUUUGGCAAGUAAGGAAGUAAAAUGAAAUCUUUUGAUAAUUGUUUUAGUUGAUUUAAAUCCUAACUCUAGCUAUGACCGGGGACUUGUGUUGUGUGGUGCAUAAUCAUGCUCUCUCUCAUUUCAAUUUCGUGUUUACUACUUUUUCAUAAUUAUAUAUCUAAGACUUUGAAAAUGAAAAAUGAACGUUUCCAAGAGGUUUGAAUUUUCUUAGAAGGAGAGAUGUGAAAACAGAGGUUAAGUGUAACAAACAAACCCCAUGACACGUAGAAAAGGAAUUGACUUCUUCAAUUAAAUCUAAGUAAUAAAAAACUUGUUCUUCAUGGGAAUCUCACGUGCUUCAAAGUUCAUACGAUAAGCAUUUCUAAAUCAUUUAUGAAUAAACAAAUAACCUUAAUCACAUACUAUAUUUUUGGACUUUUGCUUCCAUUGAUCUGAUCACUUUAGAAUAAGAAAAAAAGAUAAUGUUGAAGUCUUCAAUCCAACACUCCACCAAACCUCAUUUAUUUUUCACAAAGGAACUUACAUGGAAAAAUGGCAGAAAUCUCACCGAAACUUCCCCACGUGGACUCGUGAACAACGUGACUUUCUUCUCCGCGUUCCUCUUGCUUGAAGACAAAAGAUGGAAUCAUGGGAAAAGAAUUUUGAUUUUGGUCAGAGGAAUUCUAGGAAAUCAGAAUUUUUCAAAGCGUAAAUGUUAAGCAAUCUUCCAACAAGGUUUAGUGGGAAUCCAUUCUCUUUAAUUAAGCCAUCGAUUGGAAAUCAUAUUUCAAAUUCCAAUUCCAAUUCCAAUUUGAGCAAGUUGUGAAAUUGUUUAAUUUAAUCAUAGUGGUCACACUCAUAUUAUAUUAGCCACCAUCCAGUCUUUCAAGUAAAGCUACAGAAAUAACAAACAAACCAUCAAUUUCUAACUCUCAACUUCCCAACACUUUACCAUUUCCAAUUGAAUCACUAUAACUUACAAAACCAACUGCCACCUUCAAAAAGUAACAAAUAAAUAUUGCCUCA